This is a messenger RNA of Candida albicans SC5314, 1815 nucleotides long. RefSeq lists its product as uncharacterized. NCBI's taxonomy places the organism in Eukaryota, Fungi, Ascomycota, Pichiomycetes, Serinales, Debaryomycetaceae. The record is from RefSeq and is a predicted model, not a curated record. The transcript has a single exon. Bases 1 to 1815 code for a protein of 604 amino acids.
AUGGAAUCUGAGAAUAGUUUCAAUUCAGAAUACUCAUUUCAAAAAGAACCUGUUGAUUUGCAAUUGGCUACUCAUCAUGAAGAAACUGAAACUAUAUUACCACAAAAGGAUCUAGCAUUGGAACCCAAAGAAAAGACUGAGGAAGUAGAAACCACUGAAAAAUCAACACAGCCAGAAUUAGUUCUUUCAGUGGAUAAACCAAACUUCAAAACAAGUGAUGAUGAAGAUGACGAUGAUGAUAACUGGGGCUACAAUAGUCAAAACUCUAGUAAUGAUGAAAAAGAAGUUCUUGGUGUUCGUGGAGAAAAUUCAGCAUCAGAUAUAGAUUCUUUUAUUGAUAAUUUGAAUAAAGUCUAUAGUGGAGACCCUUCUGGGGAAGUUUUACCACCAAUAGAUCAUGAUUUGUCAUUGCCAGAUUUUGAAAACACGUCAUUCAGUAAAUAUGAGGACGAUGAAGAGAAUUAUAGUCCUAUCAAGCCUUUGUCUAUUUCCCAGCAAAAAGAAGCUCAUGAUGAUUACUUGAGUUCCUUUUCGGGAAGAACACAAUCAGUAAGGAAGCCACCAAGACAUUCUACUAUUUUUACUGAUGAUUUCUCAGGUAUCGCCAGUGAUGAAACUGAAAAUGCGCCAGAGGAGCAAAAGGAUGAUUCUAUUUCGGAAAAUUCUGUUCCAGAAGUUGUCCAAACAAAUGAAUUCGAACUUGAACAAAACGAAUUGGGUGGUAAUAAUAACUCUGACUUGGCUCCGCCAGAACUACAUCCAGUGGCCUCCUCAGGAUCAUUGUCAACUGGUAAAUUAUCUAUGGACACUGCAUCUCAGAAACAACAAGAAUCACAAGACGAAGAAAGUAUAACAAAAGAUAUUAAGGAUGCUAGAAGAGUUUCAACACUGAGUAAUGCUACUUUCAAUUUAGGUGGUUGGGCCCCUAAUACUGAUAAUUUCCGUAAUCAAUUCAUAGGUGAGAAUGAUAGUGAGUCCAUAAACUUCAACACCGAUCGAAGUGGUUAUGAUAAAUUUACAAAAGUGAGGACAGAAUCGACACAAGAGGAAGACAAUGCCAAUGCUAGUUUACCUUCAAUUCCUGAGACCAUUGAUGCAGUUAUGCCCAGUAUUCAAGAAGAUGGUGCCAGUGACGAAGAAGAGCAGGAUGAUGGUGAAGAGAAAAAUGAUAUUCAAGAUUAUCAUGGCGAUUCUCAUUCAGUCUUGCCAACAAUGACCAUGUCGUCAAAAUCUGAUUCGGUGUUGAACGAACAUUUUUAUCCUAAACCGUUAUUCAAAGAAGAAAGAUUAACUCCUGCUGCUUCAAAAGAAGAUUUAUUACCCCAAAAGUAUAGCAGCUUGUUGCCUUCAGAAAAUAGAAGAGCUUCUGAUAGUUCAGAUGUCACUGCAAGACAAAGGUCUGAAUCAACAUCUACUGUCACCACUAAUUCUACGGUUCAAGUGACACCCAAAGAGUUGGUCCCUGGUAAAUACCCUGUUUCAGAUUGGAAAAGUAUUGUUACCAUAUCACAACCUGUUGACAGAAUCGCUGCUUUUAAGGAUGCAUUACAUAAGGAACAACAAUACGAUAGUAAGUUGACGAGUUGGUUACAUUAUGCAUUGAAACGACUGCCCAAUACAAGCACAAACUUACUGAUUGGUAGGGUUGCGUCUCAAGCGUAUCAAAAUGCUGAGCACAACGAUCUUCGGAGACAUGCUUCAUUUAGAAGCAGAGUCAAUAUCGUCAAAGACAAGGUUGAAGGUACGGGAUCUUUUGGUAAAAAGUUGUUCAGUCGUAGUAAGAAGUUUAUUAAAUCUACCACAGGUGAUAAAUAG